Molecule: messenger RNA, 2364 nt
Organism: Pediculus humanus corporis (human body louse)
Lineage: Eukaryota; Metazoa; Arthropoda; Insecta; Psocodea; Pediculidae
Product: Kinesin-associated protein, putative
Exons: 10
Coding region: 1-2364 (787 amino acids)
Biological process (GO): microtubule-based movement; cilium organization
Cellular component (GO): axoneme; ciliary transition zone; kinesin II complex
Molecular function (GO): kinesin binding
Source: RefSeq, a predicted model, not a curated record
AUGCAGACGGACGAUGCUAGGUACCUAAGACGUAAAAUUCGGUCGGGUUCAAUUGAUGUUCAUCCAACCGAAAAAGCUUUGGUUGUCAAUUAUGAAUUGGAAGCCCUUAUUUUGGGUGAAAUGGGAGAUCCCAUGCUGGGUGACAAAAAAGAAUAUCAAAAAAUCAUAAGACUAAAUUCACUAAAUGCAAAAACUGAUUGUUCUGCUUUGGCCAAAGAAGUCGUUGAUAAAUGCAGUUUAAUUCAUCAUUCAAAACUUAAUGAAGUCGAACAUUUAAUUCGAUAUCUUAAAAACAGAAAAGAUGUACCUUCAAAUAAUGAAAGUGGAGGAAUGUCUGAUUCUUUUUCUGCUUGGGGAGCUGAAAUUAUUGAAAAAGCUAAUAUAGCCAAUAUGGAUUCUUACAUUGAAUACUUGUAUGAAGAUACUCAUGAAAAGAUAUUGGGUUCAUCAAUGAUCCUUGCUCUAGUAAAAAAUCCUUAUAAUUUAAAAGAGAUAGCUGUGAAUGAAGUAGCUCUGAGUGCUUUAUCAAGAGUUUUACGAGAAGACUGGAAAAAAAAUGUAGAAUUAGCUGCAAACAUCAUUCAAAUAUUUUCUUGCUUUUCUUCAUACAGUCAAUUUCAUCCUGUUAUUAUACAAUAUAAAAUAGGAUCACUUUGUAUGGAAGUUAUUGAUCAUGAAUUAAAAAAACAAGAAAACUUAGAAACAAAAAAAGCAUUAUCGCCAUCGACUCAAAAAAGUCCAAGUCCUGCUUCAAAAGAUGUUAAAAAAAGACAAAGUAUGAUUCCAAUUGGAAAAAGGAGAUCAGAUUCUGCCAGUAAGAACAGUGCUUCCAAAGAAGACUUUAGAAAAUCUUUGCCAGGAACACCAGUAGGUUUUUCUAAAUUAGAUUUAUUAAACGAUAACGUAAUAUCUAAUGAAAAUCAAAAAGAUACAGUAGUAAAUAAACAAGAUCAGUUACUUCAAGCUUGCGUACAAUUAUUAUUGAACAUUGCGGAAAAUACAAAAGUUGAAGAAAAAAUGAGAAAAAGAAACAUUUCUAGUAUGCUCAUUAAAUUAUUAGAAAGUAACUCAAUGGGACUCUUAACAACGUGUAUUAAAUUUCUUAAGAAGCUUUCAGUAUUUAGAGAAAAUAAGGAUGACAUGGUCGAUUCAAACGUUAUUGAAAAGCUUUGUAAAAUAUUUUCUAUUGGAAAUAAAGAUCUCAUAUUAUUGACACUUAAAUUAAUGUACAAUCUUUCCUUUGAUGCCGAGAUAAGGGAAAGAAUUGUUAUGAAUGGUUUAUUGACAAAACUUGUUUCCUACUUGGAUAAAGAAGAUUUUAAGGAAGUUAUAUUGGGUAUUUUAUAUCAUUUGAGUAUGGAUGAUAAAGUUAAGUCUAUGUUUGCUUAUACCGAGUGUAUACCAAUGAUAAUGAAUAUGCUUUUGGAUAAUAAAUUUAGAAAACUUGUGAUUGCUCUUGGAAUUAAUUUGGCAAUAAAUAAAAAAAAUGCUGAAAUAAUGAUUGCUGAUGACAGACUACAGAAAUUUUUAGAAAGAGCUUUUAAAAAUCAGGAUUCUUUACUCAUGAAAAUGAUUCAUAACAUAGCCAUGCACGAACCUCUUAAUCGUGGCAUUGUUGAAUUCGUUGGAGAUAUCGCCAAAGCAGUCACGCAAUGUGAUUCCGAAGAGUUUGUUAUGGAGUGCAUUGGAAUUCUUGGAUGUUUAACACUUCCCGAAUUAGAUUUCAAUGAAGUUUUUCAACAAUUCGAACUUUUACCAUGGAUUAAAAACAUGUUGAUUCCCGGGAAAACCGAAGACGAUAUGGUUUUAGAAAUAGUUAUACUUUUGGGUACCGCUGCCUGUGACGAAGAUUGCGCCAUGUUAAUGUGCAAAGAAGGAAUUUUAAUUUCUUUAAUCGAAUUGCUUAAAGCCAAACAAGAAGAUGACGAAAUAGUUCUUCAGAUCAUUUAUAUGUUUUAUCAGAUUAUUCGUCACGAUUCUACGAGGAAUCAUCUUAUUUUAGAAACUGAUGCCGCUGCUUAUUUAAUUGAUUUAAUGCAGGAUAAAAAUAAAGAAAUAGCUAUUGUCUGUGAUUCUUGCCUAGAUAUUAUAUCUGAAUUUAGUAACGAAUGGAAGAAAAGAAUAAUGGUUGACAAAUUUCGAUUUCACAAUUCUCAAUGGCUUGAAAUGGUUGAAAAUCAAGCGUUAGAUGAUGCUGAUUUUGCUUUGGGCGAAGACAAUCUUCCUCCUUAUUUAAGUUCCGAUUUAAUGCAACAUACAAUGUUGUAUCCGACAAAUUCUCAAAUAUCUCUAGAAGAUUUACAGGCAGAAGAACCAUUUUUAGAUCUUUCGGCAGAGGAUGGAUCUUUUUCAAAGUUAGUUUAA